Pseudogymnoascus verrucosus is the source of this 1281-nucleotide messenger RNA. RefSeq lists its product as uncharacterized. Gene Ontology annotation, cellular component: cytoplasm. Gene Ontology annotation, molecular function: choline kinase activity; ethanolamine kinase activity. Gene Ontology annotation, biological process: phosphatidylcholine biosynthetic process; phosphatidylethanolamine biosynthetic process. NCBI's taxonomy places the organism in Eukaryota, Fungi, Ascomycota, Leotiomycetes, Thelebolales, Thelebolaceae. The coding region runs from base 1 to 1281 and encodes 426 amino acids. The record is from RefSeq and is a predicted model, not a curated record. The transcript has a single exon.
AUGGUGUCCCGCAAGCACAGCACCUCGACCGUGCGCUUCAUCCCCCUCACCUACUCGCCGUCGGACUCGCAGUCCUCCGCCCUCCGCCUCAUCCUCUCCGUCUUCCCCGAGUGGGAGAAGACGGACGGCAAAAUCGAAUUCGUCCGCUUCACGGAUGGAAUCACGAAUACCCUCCUCAAGGCAAUGAAUGUGCGCCCCGGCUUGUCCAAGCAGGAAAUUGACGACAGCGCGGUGCUUCUCCGAGCGUAUGGGAAAGGCACAGACCUCAUCAUCGACAGGGAGCGCGAGACGCAGAAUCAUGAGUUGCUGAUGGGACACAGCCUCGCGCCGCAGCUGCUCGCCCGCUUCAACAAUGGGAUGGUGUAUAGGUACAUCUCUGGCUCUGUGACUGCGCCGGGGGAUCUGAGGAACAAGGACGUGUACACGGCUGUUGCGCGGCGUCUGGCGCAGUGGCACGCUGUUGUGCCGUGUCUCCCCAACACGCGGGUGCCGGUGGAAGAGGUGGCGAGUGAGGCGAUGGAGGCGAUGGUUCCAACGGAGCGGAGGGAUCCAGAGGUGCAGCGUAAGAUCGAUGGUAUUGCGCCGGGGAAGGUGGCGCCGAAUGUGUGGACGGUGACGCAGAAGUGGAUUUACGCCUUGCCGACUGCGACGGAGGAGCAGAGGGCGCGCCAGGCGGAGUUGCAGGGGGAGCUGGAGCGGACGGUUAGGGAGUUGAGCGAUAGGCCGGGACUGGGGAAGAAUAGCCUGGUGUUCGCGCAUUGCGAUUUGUUGAGUGGGAAUGUGAUUGUUGAGCCUGCGAAGAAGGGGGAGGCGAAUGGGGUGGCGGCGAAGGAACCGGUUACGUCGGUGUCGUUUAUUGAUUACGAGUAUGCGGUUCCGUCGCCGGCGGCAUUUGAUAUCGCGAACCACUUUGCGGAGUGGGGAGGGUUUGACUGCGACUUCAGCGUCUUGCCUACCCGCACGCAGCGCCGCGACUUCAUCCGCGAGUAUGUCGCGAGCUACUUUGCACACCUCAAUGUUGCCAAGACCAGCGAGGAGUUGGAGACCGAGGCGCAGGCGCUGUUUGAGAGCGUGGAUUUGUUCCGUGGUGUCCCGGGACUGUACUGGGGCAUCUGGGCUAUCAUCCAGUCGGUCAUCUCGCAAAUCGAUUUCGACUACGCAUCUUACGCCGAGGUGAGGCUGGGAGAGUACUACGCCUGGAGGGGAGAGACGGAGGGGACGAGAGAGAAGAAGGGGGAGGAGAUGCCGCUGCGGGAGAGACGGUGGGCGCAGGAAGAGUAG